This is a messenger RNA of Arabis nemorensis, 1113 nucleotides long. The record is from the annotation of a GenBank genome assembly. Lineage: Eukaryota; Viridiplantae; Streptophyta; Magnoliopsida; Brassicales; Brassicaceae.
AUGAAGUUGCGGUCGGUGUUUGACGCUUCGGAAAUCAAAUCGGAAUUCGAAUCGGCGGGAAUAAACCCUAAUUUCGUGAUUCCAAUCUGGAAGUAUGUAAUUCAGAAUCCUGAUUGCGUUUGGGAUGAGAUUCCUUCACUGCCAUCUUCUGCUUACUCUCUUCUCCACUCAAAGUUCAAGACUCUCACUUCGUCUCUUCACUCGCUCUUCCAUUCCUCUGAUGGCACCACCUCCAAACUCCUCAUCAAGCUCCAGAACGGAGCUUUUGUGGAAGCUGUGAUAAUGCGAUACGAUACUCGGUUGGGGAUGUGUGGAGGGAAACCACGUCCAGGAGGUGUAAGAUCUACGUUAUGCAUUUCAUCCCAGGUUGGUUGCAAAAUGGGUUGCACAUUCUGUGCAACUGGGAGCAUGGGAUUCAAAAGCAAUUUAACAUCUGGAGAAAUUGUGGAGCAGCUCGUUCAUGCCUCUCGCCUAGCUGAUAUACGUAACAUCGUUUUCAUGGGAAUGGGAGAACCUUUAAAUAACUACAAUGCUGUUGUUGAAGCUGUCCGCGUCAUGUUAAAACAGCCAUUUCAGCUGUCACCCAAAAGAAUUACCAUAUCAACUGUUGGAGUUGUUCACGCCAUUAACAAGCUUCACAAUGAUCUACCAGGUGUAAGUUUAGCAGUAUCUCUUCAUGCACCAGUUCAAGAAAUUCGCUGCCAGAUCAUGCCAGCAGCUAGAGCCUUUCCUCUUCAAAAGCUGAUGGAUGCACUUCAAGCUUUCCAGAAGAACAGUCAUCAAAAGAUCUUCAUUGAGUACAUCAUGCUUGAUGGAGUAAAUGAUCAAGAGGAGAACGCUCAUCAACUCGGCGAAUUGUUAAAGACAUUUCAAGUGGUGAUAAAUUUGAUACCAUUCAACCCAAUUGGGUCCACAAGCCAAUUCAAAACCAGCACAAAACGAAGCGUAUCGAGUUUCCAGAAAAUCCUGCGCGAAACCUACAAAAUCCGAACCACAAUUCGCAAAGAAAUGGGUCAGGAUAUUAGCGGCGCUUGCGGUCAGCUAGUCGUAAACCAACCAGACAACAAGAGAACACCCGAACCACUUAGAGACAUUGAAGAUCUGCAUCUCUAG